Arabidopsis lyrata subsp. lyrata is the source of this 1445-nucleotide messenger RNA. Its product is annotated as potential E3 ubiquitin-protein ligase ariadne-2. Gene Ontology annotation, molecular function: ubiquitin protein ligase activity; ubiquitin conjugating enzyme binding; zinc ion binding. The record is from RefSeq and is a predicted model, not a curated record. The coding region runs from base 228 to 1430 and encodes 400 amino acids. Gene Ontology annotation, biological process: positive regulation of proteasomal ubiquitin-dependent protein catabolic process; ubiquitin-dependent protein catabolic process; protein polyubiquitination. The transcript is spliced from 3 exons. NCBI's taxonomy places the organism in Eukaryota, Viridiplantae, Streptophyta, Magnoliopsida, Brassicales, Brassicaceae. Gene Ontology annotation, cellular component: cytoplasm; ubiquitin ligase complex.
UUUUAAGAUUAGUAUAAGUAUCUUUAUUCAUGUAAUGUUGAACGGCGGUUUUUGAUUAAUAAAAGAGAAUUUCUUCUCAAACAAGUCUUAAGAACUCGUCUUCUUUCUCACGAGUAAGAUAUAAUCCUAACUGGAUUUGGAACUCUGUCCUAUUCUCACGAGUAAAGCAUGUCCUCUGUUUUCUCUAUAUAUACACUAUGAUAUAGAAGAAACUUCACAGCAAAUCUAUGGAGGAGGAAGGCACUUUAGUACCAUCCGGCGACAUGUACAGGCUUUACUUUAAGGGUUUAGUAAGCGAGGAAACGUCGCAGUUAUUGGCGGGAUUUGGGGUUGCAAUUUGCGACCAAGACGAUAAGCUCUUGUUUCAGAUGAAGGGACCAAUUCAUGGCUCGGACAUUACGGUUUUGGAAGCUGAGCUUACGGCAUUGAAACGAGGACUAACCGCAACCGUGAAGUUGGGUCUAGAUCAUAUCUCAAUCUGUUGCGAUCAUAAUCAUAUUUACGAAUUGGUCAUGGGGAGAUCCGUCCCGGAGCAAGAUAACAUUGCCAUGCUAAUGAAUGAUGUGCAACGCAUGAGACAACAAUUGUCAUCUAGUAAUCCCAUUCUGGUGACUAGAGAUCAAAUUAGCUUUGCUUAUAAGCUUGCAAUGGAAACAGUAGCUUCGGAUAUCAGCAUACGUAUGCCUGCGACUUGCAGCAUCUGUUUCAAUGAUGAUUUGGAAGCUGAGCAGAUGUAUUCUGUUCCCUUAUGCGGUCAUCAAUUCUGUGUCGAGUGCGUGAGACGACAUAUAGAAGUGAGGCUACUCGAGGGAAGUGUACCGACAUGUCUUCAUUAUCAAUGCGAGUCUAAGCUAACUCUUAGAAGUUGUGACAAUCUUUUAACACCUAAACUAAAAGCGAUAUGGGAACAAAGGAUCGAAGAGGAAUUGAUUCCUGUGCCGGAUAGAGUUUAUUGUCCAAAACCGACGUGCGCGGGAUUAAUGUCGAAAACCGAGCUUUCUACCUCAACUGAAGAAGAUGAAGGUAGUAGGAGUUGUUGUGUCAAAUGCGGUGAACCCUUUUGCAUCAACUGCAAAGUUCCGUGGCAUAGUAACUUGUCAUGCGAUGAUUACAAGAGAUUAGGUCUGAAUCCUACAACAAAUGAUGAAAAACUAAAAGUUCUAGCAAAUCAGAAAAUGUGGCGUCAAUGUGAAAAGUGCAAACACAUGAUCGAACUUUCGAAAGGAUGCAUCCAUGUAACUUGCAGAUGUGGAUAUUCGUUUUGCUACACAUGCGGAGCCGAAUGGAACGAAAAAGGUUGCCCUCAUCAGAAAAAGCUGGACGCGGAUAUAUGUCGUUUUGUUACAACAUGUGUUAGUAUUCUCGUUUUGCUAACAAUUUCAAUUGUCGGUGUUAUAAUUUUUCUCAUUUUGCAUUAUGGUAAAAAAUAAUCGGUUUUGUAGACA